AUGGUUAAUUCUGUAGAUUUCAGAGAUCAAGCUGAUCUGUUGAUGACACGACUGAAUCAGCUCGGUGUACCUCUCGUGGUCUUCUCGGCCGGAAUUGGAAAUAUCAUCGAGAUGUAUUUGGAGCAACGACUAGGUCAAAUCCCAUCAAACAUACGGAUAAUUUCGAACAUGAUGAAUUUCGACGAAAAAGUAUGUGUUAAUUUCGAUUAA
Molecule: messenger RNA, 210 nt
Organism: Ostertagia ostertagi
Lineage: Eukaryota; Metazoa; Nematoda; Chromadorea; Rhabditida; Trichostrongylidae
Source: the annotation of a GenBank genome assembly